AUGACUUAAAAUCUACAAGACUAUGCAUAAUAAUUAGUGAAUAUCUCAAUAUCAGAUGAGGAAGAUCUAGUCAAUUGUUCACCUAUAAGAUAAUCAAAUUAUUAGACUGUUGUAACCCAAGGUUAACCUUCUGCAAAAAAAUCAAUAGCAAAUUCAGUUAAGGGUUAAGCAAAAUCUACUACUUCAAAAACAACUAAAAGUAUUAUAUUAAUCUAUAUUUUAAGAACAAAGUGGAGUUAAGUCAACCAAAGAUAAAACAAAAGAAAUGAAAGAAUAAUUUGAGGAGUAAGCUAAAUAACUAAAAUGGUAUUAAGAAGAAUACUAAAGAUUAAAAGAUCAAAAGAAAUAAUUAAAGGAGGAGAAGACUUAAUAUGUAUUUUAAUCAAUCUUAUGUUUAUAAUAGCUACUAACGAUCNGGGAUUAAAAUUCAAGGCCAUUUUAUUAUUAAUCAAUAAUUAAGUUUCUUUAUAAAAUGAAAAAUUGGAUGAUUUUUCUAUAAAAUCAAUUAAUUGCAAGUAAGGUGAAACUUAGCUUGAUAAAGUGGUCAAAGGGGCCAUCAAUUAUUUAUUAAAAUCCUUUGAUAGCAUAAUAAAUUAAUAAUGCACUAAAAAAAUAGCUUAAUUCUUUAAAGAAGAGUAAUGGAAGAAAAUGAUUCCUCGAUAAAUACCUGAAAUAAAUACAAUAGAUAUAAAAGAUUAGGAUUAUUUGAACAUAGUGUUUACUAUUUCUACAUCAGAACUAUUAGCUAAAAUAUAAAACUCAUAAUCUUGA
Molecule: messenger RNA, 771 nt
Organism: Paramecium sonneborni
Lineage: Eukaryota; Ciliophora; Oligohymenophorea; Peniculida; Parameciidae
Source: the annotation of a GenBank genome assembly